AUGUCCGAUUUCUCGAUCUCCCAAGCAUAUUUGCUUGCAAACAAAGCACAAAUAAAACUUCAAAGAGAAGCCCAAAAACCUGACUUGAGCUUACGUCAUUUGUUGUCACACGCCCACUUGUUAGAUAACAUCAUUGCCCAUUUGUCAGACGUCAGAGAUGGCACAGUCACCGACGGAGAACCAAUAGCCGACAACACCAACUCCACCACCAUCACCAACAUCCAAGAUUACACCAGCGUCUAUGAAGACGAUUCCGAUGAAGAUACCGAAAUCAUCGCUCCCAUCGAUUCCGAUUCCGAUAGCGACAUCGACGAUGACGAUAACAGUUACAUCGACUAUUACCGCCACAAAGACGCCUCUUAUACAACAACCACCGGCCGCCACGGGGAAAUCUUCUACAAUGUUUCCGAAGUCAGUGAAAAUUACCAAGAUGCUUGCCGCCAUUCGGUUCACGACAUCACCACCGAAACCGUGUUGGUGGAUUCCGAUGACUCUGAUCUUUCCGAUAACUCUGACUUUUCUUAUGAAGAUUAUGACGAAGAGCUCGACACCUCUCCUCAUGAAGAUGAUGGUGACGAUGCCGAAGACGAUGAAGAAGACAUUUACGAAUUCAAUUACGUCACCAGCUCUGACCGUCACAAUUUCUUCAAGAAGAUCUCCUCCUCCUCCUCUACAAGUUACAAAUACCCAAGGCUAGUGAAGACUGGCGAAUCUUUAUUGGAUAACGCUACCGAAGAUUCCAAUACCACCGACGAUGAAAUUGACAUAACCGAGUUGUCCAUCUCCAAUACAUCAUCAGGUAAUUAUACCUACACGCCAUCAAUCACAUCCAACAACAACAACAAUAAUUUACAAUACAAGAUUCCAAAGUCGUUUGGUACUAAUGAUCGAAUAAUAUUGAGCAAUCAGACUUCCAAUGCUACCCCAACCGAACUCAAUUGCUAA
Saccharomycopsis crataegensis is the source of this 945-nucleotide messenger RNA. RefSeq lists its product as uncharacterized. Lineage: Eukaryota; Fungi; Ascomycota; Saccharomycetes; Ascoideales; Saccharomycopsidaceae. Bases 1 to 945 code for a protein of 314 amino acids. The transcript has a single exon. The record is from RefSeq and is a predicted model, not a curated record.